This is a messenger RNA of Juglans microcarpa x Juglans regia, 753 nucleotides long. RefSeq names its product probable polygalacturonase At3g15720. Bases 1 to 753 code for a protein of 250 amino acids. The record is from RefSeq and is a predicted model, not a curated record. Gene Ontology annotation, biological process: carbohydrate metabolic process. NCBI's taxonomy places the organism in Eukaryota, Viridiplantae, Streptophyta, Magnoliopsida, Fagales, Juglandaceae. Gene Ontology annotation, molecular function: polygalacturonase activity. The transcript is spliced from 5 exons.
AUGAUGCAGGCUCUUCAUUUUAAUAAUUGCAAUGGUCUCCAACUAACUAAAUUAAGGCAUCUCAACAGUCCAAGAAAUCACAUAAGCAUAAGUAGCUGCGAUGGCGUCCACAUUUCUCAUCUUAAUAUUUUUGCACCUGAGGAAAGUCCAAACACCGAUGGUAUUGACAUCUCUACUUCGCGCAAUAUCGAAAUCAAUAAUUCCGUGAUUCAAACAGGUGAUGAUUGCAUUGCUAUCAAUGAAGGCUCGUCGUAUAUUAACAUAUCUAGUGUUGCAUGUGGACCGGGCCAUGGAAUAAGCAUUGGAAGCCUUGGACAAAAUGGAAAAUACGAGACAGUAGAAGAAGUGCACGUCCGAGAUUGCAAUUUCACGGGAACACAAAAUGGAGCAAGAAUCAAGACAUGGAAGGGUGGAAGUGGGUAUGCUAGGAAGAUCACUUUUGAAAAUAUCAGAGUCCGAAAUUCCCAAAAUCCCAUUAUUAUUGACCAGAACUACGACCCUUUUGGCACGAAUUCCGGUAGCCAGAAAGCAGUGAAGGUGAGCGACGUGACAUUCAAAGAUGUGCGAGGAACAGCUGCUAAAGAGUUAGCAAUUGAUCUGAUUUGCAGCCCCAUGGGAUGCACCAACAUUAUAUUGGAUGAAAUUGACAUACAGUCAUCCAUUCCUGGAAAGAGGACUUAUUCCCGCUGCGACAAUGUCCAUGGAACAGCCAGAGCCUGCAAUCCUGUUGUUCCAUGCGUAACUAGUUCAUGA